AUGUCUUACGGCGGCAACGACGACUCCAACUACGGUUCCUCCCGCAGGGACAACGAGGACAGCUACGGCACCUCGGGAACCACGGGCUACGGCUCGUCCAACACCCGUGGGGACAACGACUCGUACGGCUCGUCCCGCCGCGACAACGACAACGACAACAGCUUCGGCUCUUCCCGUCGUGACAACGACGCAUCGGACUCGUACGGCUCCUCCGGCCUCGGCAGCGGCAACAACGACUCGUACGGCUCCUCCCGCCGCGACAACGAGGACAGCUACGGCUCCUCGGGGACCACGGGCUACGGCUCCUCCAACACCCGUGGUGACAACGAUUCCUACGGCUCCUCCAACCGUCGUGACAACGACACCUCGGACUCGUACGGUUCAUCCGGCCUAGGCCGCGGCGACAACGACUCGUACGGCUCCUCCCGCAACACGGGCGCCUCGUCCAACCUUGCCGGCGCCGACUCCCUCUCCUACAACGCCUCGGACAACAACAAGAGCAGCAGCAACUACGACAACGACAGCUCCAACACGUACGGCUCGUCGACCUCGCGUCGCGACAACGACAGCUCCAACACAUACGGCUCGUCGACCUCGCGCCGCGACAACGACACCUCCGACUCGUACGGCACCUCGACGACGUCGGGCGCCUACGGCCGGGGCAGCGACGACAACGACACCUCGUACGGCAGCAACGACAGCCGCAAGGGCGGCGACAGCAAGGUCGGCAAGAUCCUCGAAAAGGCCGGCGACCUGUUCAACAGCGACAAGCUCGAGUCCAAGGGCCAGGCGAAGCGGGGCAACGCCGCGUACGGCAACGACGACAACGACUACUAG
Messenger RNA from Colletotrichum spaethianum, 837 nucleotides. Its product is annotated as stress response protein NST1. Lineage: Eukaryota; Fungi; Ascomycota; Sordariomycetes; Glomerellales; Glomerellaceae. The record is from RefSeq and is a predicted model, not a curated record. The coding region runs from base 1 to 837 and encodes 278 amino acids. The transcript is spliced from 2 exons.